Messenger RNA from Neopelma chrysocephalum (saffron-crested tyrant-manakin), 670 nucleotides. RefSeq names its product GPN-loop GTPase 1-like. The record is from RefSeq and is a predicted model, not a curated record. Lineage: Eukaryota; Metazoa; Chordata; Aves; Passeriformes; Pipridae.
UUAAAAAUCUGGCUCGGUUACUCUCUAGUUCUGGUGUGUUUUCUUUUCCAGGUGGUUGGUGUUUCUGCAGUGCUUGGCACAGGACUGGGGGAGUUUUUUAUCCAGCUUUCUAAAGCUGUAGAUGAAUGUGAGAGAGAGUAUCGUCCAGCAUACGAGCACCUGAGAAAAACCCUGGAGGAAGCUGAAAAUAACCAAAAGAGAGAGCAGCUGGAACACUUGUGGAAGGACAUGGGCAGUGUGUGUGUGCAGGGCAGCACACUGGCAGGACCUGAUGCUUCUGCAAUGGGUCCCUCUGAGCUAAUACUAACACGAGGAACUCUUGAUGAAGAGAGGGAGAGUGACACUGAUGAUGACCAUGAAGUGACUGAGGAGAGUCAUGAAGAACCAGCCUUCAGAAACUUUGUGCAGGACACGCGGAUGAAAUGCCAGAGGAGAAGCAACGCGAAUGAACGAGACCUGCAGAAACAGAAGUAACUGUUGGUCCGAUGAGUUAAAGGUCUUGCAGCCAACUGACUGCACAUUUGGCCAUCUGCCACUGUGGCUUCCUGAAGCUGAAGGAACCAGAAAGCAGUUUCUUUUCCUGCAACUUCUUCAGAUCUCUCUGUUGAGAGCUUAGAUUUUGAGCUCUGACAGCGUUAGCAUCCAGAGUACCCACUGGUCCCCAGAGGCA